Colletotrichum scovillei is the source of this 2458-nucleotide messenger RNA. RefSeq names its product ribosomal protein L10.e. The transcript is spliced from 3 exons. Lineage: Eukaryota; Fungi; Ascomycota; Sordariomycetes; Glomerellales; Glomerellaceae. Bases 89 to 754 code for a protein of 221 amino acids. Gene Ontology annotation, molecular function: structural constituent of ribosome. Gene Ontology annotation, biological process: ribosomal large subunit assembly; translation. Gene Ontology annotation, cellular component: ribosome; cytosolic large ribosomal subunit. The record is from RefSeq and is a predicted model, not a curated record.
GCCCAGGUUCUGGAGACGAAUCCCAACCCACCAACUAACCAACACAUAGCAGUAACGAGUGAUCCCGUGAGAUCUCAAUACCGUCAAAAUGGCCCGUCGUCCCGCCCGUUGCUACCGGUACUGCAAGAACAAGCCGUACCCCAAGUCGCGCUUCAACCGCGGUGUCCCCGACCCCAAGAUUCGCAUCUUCGAUCUUGGCCGCAAGAAGGCGACUGUCGAUGACUUCCCUCUCUGCAUCCACAUGGUCUCCAACGAGUACGAGCAGCUGAGUUCCGAGGCUCUCGAAGCCGCUCGCAUUUGCGCCAACAAGUACUUCGUCAAGACCGCCGGAAAGGAGUCCUUCCACCUCCGCGUCCGCGCCCACCCCUUCCACGUCGUCCGUAUCAACAAGAUGUUGUCUUGCGCCGGUGCCGAUAGACUUCAGACUGGUAUGCGUGGUGCCUGGGGUAAGCCUAACGGCACUGUCGCCCGUGUCAACAUUGGCCAGAUCAUCAUGUCCAUCCGUACUCGUGACUCCAACAAGGCUGUUGCCCUCGAGGCCCUCCGCCGCUCCCAGUACAAGUUCCCUGGUCGCCAGAAAAUCAUUAUCUCCAAGAACUGGGGCUUCACCCCCCUUCGCCGCGAGGAGUACCUCGAGAAGAAGGCCGCUGGCCGUGUCAAGGUCGACGGUGCCUACGUCCAGUUCCUUGCCAACCACGGCUCCCUCGAGCAGAACAUGAAGCGCUUCCCCGAUGCUUUCGCCUCCGAGGCUUAAGUUAGUGGUUUCAGCUUUCUUCUGGGAUUUGGGUUUCUACGGGCUGGCGUCUAAAGUGGUUGCAUGUCAACAUGAUGAGAGUCAUGCCGCGGCAGACUCUAGAUAGGAAUUCAAUCAUUGACACUUCACAACAUCAUGCCUCUAUGCUACAUGACGAAUGGGAACGGGAUUAUCAACUGCGUACUAGCUUCAUGAGUUGGGCUUCAGAAAACGCUUGAUGAUCGAGCCUAGCGGGAAAUAAAGACAGAUACCAUCCAUCAUUUUGAGACCUGCAGAUGAGCCAAGAUACGUGAGGCUGAACCAAGGAUGAUGUCAACCUGAAAUGGUAAGUUUCUAAAGUGACAUGCUGCGCCAGACACUUUAGAGCCCGUGGAUCACCCGCAGCAGAGUGUGACACCACGAGGCCGGCGGGCACGGCCUCAGCUGGGUCACGCGGACGAACCCCUCCAUCCAUCAUCUGCUCAAUUUCGCCUGGGAUGUCUUGACACUGACAGGAGUCACUGAGAGGGAACCACCAUCUAAUUUCACAAAAAAAAAAAAAGUGGCGAGGUUUGAUGCUGUAUGGGAUGGAGCCUUUGUGAGGCAAAUAGUACGUAAUUCAUGCUGAGAAAUGCACAGAAGAAACGAAAGGAAAGGAAAAAAAACUUGUCCCUUUUCUCUCGGGGACCCGGAAAGCGACCGUGAUCUCGUAAGCGCAACGGCUGAAUCAGACACCGUGAGCUGAGAGUCUACGGACACAGGUCCUGAAUACAUCGUAUGGACAAAGUACGCAAGAAUAGCAUCUUACUUGCGUAAUUGCGGUCAUGUAUCGUAGUAUUGGGAGCCAGUGCAGGAACAGCCCGCCAAACCGCCUGAACAGCAGCGCCCUGUCAGAGGUGCAGCAGCAGGUGUAAGCGCAGGGCGACGGGAUGGGUGCGCGCCAGUCAAAGGCCGACAUCAGAUCUGGGGGUGAAGGGCUGGUUGGCGGGAAUGAGAUUGGGGUGCAGACACCGACCAACGGAGAACCUGGAACAAGCAGGCGGUCGAGCCGACGGACUCAACUCUCUCAGUAGUAGGACUCAGGAGAGGGACGGUGUGGUGGUGCAGCGUGGGCGGCGAUCAGGUCCCACCGAGAUCCCAGGUGACCUAAAUGACGUUAUCGGGAUUUCGGAUGGUGCUCGGUGUGAGACUUUCUUGGAGAGACGUUGGGAUAGGGAGGUAGGUACCGGUCCGCGAAGUUUGAAAUGUCUUUCUGGGCUCUAGACUGUCCCGGGUUGUUUGGUUGAGGAGACCAGAAAGUACCUUUGGGACCUUCUGACUCCUGAGGGUUUACGACUCGUGAGAGGUUCGAGAAACCUCCCCAAGCUUGCUCCGAAAGUCGGCAUGAGGGUCGCCAACUACCCGAAAAUGAGCGAAAAGAGUCAGUUUCCAAAGCAUCCAGAGUGGAAUGGGUGACACAUUGCACAAAAUUUCUCUCCUUUCCCUUCCCCCUUCCGAUGCUGAAUGGGGCCCUAGCAUAUCAAAGUAGACUCGGAGCUGGGAGGGGCAUUGAUCUCGGUGAUAAGCUGGUGGGCGGUUGUCUUCCAUUUCGAUGGGAUUUCCUAAACUGCUGCGACUAACAAAGAAGGCAUCAUGGCAAGCAUGGAUCUGCUUGUUGGUCGGGGAAAGAUAGCCACCAACGUGACACCAACCCCUCGGUGGCUUUACGUACGAGGCAGAUGCUAU